Anopheles cruzii is the source of this 1080-nucleotide messenger RNA. RefSeq lists its product as uncharacterized. The record is from RefSeq and is a predicted model, not a curated record. Bases 1 to 1080 code for a protein of 359 amino acids. Gene Ontology annotation, cellular component: terminal bouton. Lineage: Eukaryota; Metazoa; Arthropoda; Insecta; Diptera; Culicidae. Gene Ontology annotation, molecular function: protein binding; transmembrane receptor protein tyrosine kinase activator activity. The transcript is spliced from 3 exons. Gene Ontology annotation, biological process: positive regulation of MAPK cascade.
AUGAUCCGAGCACUGCUGCCGGUCCUGGCGUACAUGAGCCUGCUACCUGCGAGUUCCUACUCGCUGCACAUGGCACGCGAUGCCUACAUCAAACCGCCACCACCGCCGCCCCCCGCCAACCAGCUGCUGGACGAGCUGGACGACAUGUCGGAGCUACUGGCGGCCGAGAACCGGGUGGACCUGAUGCGGCCGGCCACCGGUGUGCUGCUGUCCGCCGGACGCACCAUGUUGGGACCGGCGCACCAGAAGCUACCCCACGGCGGCGGCGGCGGUAGCUCCAGUUCCGGUAGCAACGGGGGGGCCGCAACCGUGGUCAGCGGCCAUCACCAGCGGCAGAUGGGUGCCAGCAACAGCAACAGCAACAACAACCUGAUGGUGACGAGCAACGAGCUGCCAGAACUGAGCCCCCCACCCGCGCACCUACCGGCCAUGGUGCUGCGCCACGGUCCGAUCGGUCCGCUGGUCGGCCAGCCACCGCGUGGCCUACAGGAGCUAUUCGGAGUGCAGACCAACUUCGACAUCCGGGCCGCGCAGCAGCAGCAGCAGCAGCUCGGCUCGAGUUCCUCCUCCAGUAUGGACGAUCGGGAUGAAGACGAUGGUGGAGGCGGUGGUGGUGCCGCUGGAGGAGGCGAAGAAGACGACGGAGUGGCCCCGGCGGGGACCGAUGCAAUACACCAGCGCUCGGCGUCGGCGGCGUCCACAAACAGCAAGCGAGCAUCACCCAACGGCGGCCGGAACAAGAUGAUGGCCGACUCGGGACAAGAGUCGGGCAGUAUGCCCUCCCUGCCGCAUGGUGUCGCCAACCAGAUGAUGCUGCGCAGUACCCGUGGCCAGCGCCAGUACGACGUGCCGCAGAUCGAGUGUCCACCUGCGAUGGAUGGCAUGGAGCGCUUCGCCUGCCCCACACCGGACCGACAGGGCCGGUACCGGUGUAUAGACGAUCAUGUGCUGUGCGAUGGUUUCAUCGACUGCCCCGAGGGCGAGGACGAGGACCGACAGGCGUGUAUGUUCUACAAAACGACAAAAGCACAUCUCGAUGUAUUAGCGGACGCCUUAUUGAGAUGGGCCCGAGGCCGUUAA